AUGGUCGCCACCAUCCCCAAGACGCAGACCGCGAUCAUCGCUAUUGAUGACGAGGGCACUCUUUGCAUCUCACAACAAGUUCCCGUCAUUGACCUGGAGCCGGAUUCCGUGCUGGUCAAGACGGCCGCUCUAGCCCUCAACCCCGUCGACUCCAAGAUGGCCAAGGGCUUCGCUGUGCCCAACGCCAUUCUAGGCUUUGACUUUGCCGGCGUCAUCGUGGCCAUUGGCACCGGUGUUACCAGGCAAGACCUCAAAGUGGGGGACCGGGUACUGGGCACCGCAGACAGCAUGGACCGUAAGAGACCUAGCGGCGGCGGCUUCUGCCAGUACGCCUCGACCGUGGCCACCCAGGCCCUGCGUCUGCCGGAUGAUAUUUCCUUCACUGAUGCCGCUUGCAUGGGCACCUCGCUUUCCUCUGCAGGCAUUGCCCUCUUUCGCUCCAUGAAGCUGCCUGGGUCAUUGACCGCACCCAACUCGGCCACCAACCCGCCCUACGUCCUUGUCAACGGCGGUAGCACCUCGACGGGCACCAUGGCCCUACAGCUGCUCAAGCUGGCGGGCUUCCGGCCCAUUGCCACCAGCUCGCCAUCGCACGAGGAGCUGGUCCUCUCCUAUGGGGCCGAGAAAGUGUUUAACUACCGGUCCGCCGACUGCGCCAAGGACAUCAGGUCUUACACCAAGAAUGCCCUGGCCUACGCCCUCGACUGCAUAACCGUCGAUUCAUCGAUGAAGCUGUGCUACGAAGCUAUUGGCCGCGCGGGCGGCCGCUACACGGCGCUGGACCCGUACCCCGAGGCGCAGGCCACUCGCAAGGUUGUCAAGCCUGACUGGAUCCUGGGCUCUACCGUCAAGGGUCGCGGCAGUGGCUGGGCGGCCCCCUAUGGGCGGGAAGAGGAUCCUGAUGCGCGAAUCUUUGCUGACGAACUCUACUAUGGAGCCCAGAAGCUUCUACUGGAGGGAAAGCUCAAGAACCACCCAGCUAAGGUCAUGUCGGGCGGAUUUUCCGGCAUUCUGGAAGGAUUGGAAAUGAUUCGGAGAAAGGAGGUCAGCGGGUUCAAGCUUGUCUAUGAGGUGGAUUAG
Messenger RNA from Penicillium chermesinum, 1080 nucleotides. RefSeq names its product zinc-binding alcohol dehydrogenase family protein. Bases 1 to 1080 code for a protein of 359 amino acids. NCBI's taxonomy places the organism in Eukaryota, Fungi, Ascomycota, Eurotiomycetes, Eurotiales, Aspergillaceae. The record is from RefSeq and is a predicted model, not a curated record. The transcript has a single exon. Gene Ontology annotation, molecular function: oxidoreductase activity, acting on NAD(P)H.